UGACAUGUUUUGGAAAUGUCAGAUUAUCAUGUGGAGUAGCGAGUCGCAAAAAAAAUAAAAAUAAAUAUUUUUCCUAAUUUAAAUUUCUUAUAAAAUUAAAAUGCCAAAAGAAAAGAAAACACGUACCCAUGAAGUGGCAAAACAAGGAAUUGUUUUCAACAAAAACUUUGGCCAGCACAUUCUAAAAAAUCCCCUCAUUAUCACCGAUAUGGUUGAGAAAACUGGUCUCAGAUCAACGGAUGUAGCUCUAGAAAUCGGUCCUGGUACAGGAAACAUGACUGUCAAGGUAUUGGAAAAAGUUAAAAAAGUUAUCGCCUGUGAAAUCGAUAGCAGAUUGGCAGCUGAAUUACUCAAAAGAGUUCAGAGUACUCCUCUGCAAUCCAAAUUGAAACUUUUAAUUGGCGACUGUUUAAAAACAGAAUUGCCAUAUUUCGAUGUGUGCAUAGCUAACGUGCCAUAUCAAAUUAGUUCGCCACUCGUUUUCAAAUUGCUACUCCAUCGUCCGAUCUUCCGUUGCGCCGUUCUCAUGUUCCAAAAAGAAUUCGCUCAGAGAUUGGUAGCAAAACCAGGUGACAAACUGUACUGUCGAUUGAGUAUAAAUACUCAACUUUUGGCAAAAGUUGAUAUGCUAAUGAAUGUUGGAAAGAACAAUUUCCGACCUCCACCAAAAGUCGAAUCCUGCGUUGUUAGAAUUGAACCCAAGAAUCCUCCACCAGCUAUAAACUUUUCUGAAUGGGAUGGUCUGACGAGAAUUGUUUUUACAAGAAAAAACAAAACACUUUCGGCAAUAUUCAAACAAGAUUCUGUAAUGGAAGUUCUGAAGAAUAAUCACAAACUCUAUUGUUCACUGAGAAAUUUGGAUCCAUCCGAUUCAAAUCCAUCAGAAAUGGUAGCCGCAAUAUUGACGAAACUCAACAUGGAAACAAUGCGUGCUAGGACAAUGGAUAUAGAUGACUUUAUGAAGCUUUUGUUGGCAUUUAACUCAGAAGGUCUUCACUUCACGUAAUCUUUUUUUUGAACAUAUUUUACCUUAUGUUUUAGAGUACAAUAAAAAAAAUAAAUAGUAUAUAUAUGAAUAUUAGUGUUAAGUUAGCCCGAGUCAGCUAAAUGGUUUUAACACUUAUGCCUCAAUAAAAUCUUUUCUAAAGUCAAA
Messenger RNA from Episyrphus balteatus (marmalade hoverfly), 1153 nucleotides. Its product is annotated as probable dimethyladenosine transferase. The transcript has 3 exons. The record is from RefSeq and is a predicted model, not a curated record. Gene Ontology annotation, molecular function: rRNA (adenine-N6,N6-)-dimethyltransferase activity. Gene Ontology annotation, biological process: rRNA methylation. Gene Ontology annotation, cellular component: mitochondrial matrix. The coding region runs from base 101 to 1006 and encodes 301 amino acids. Lineage: Eukaryota; Metazoa; Arthropoda; Insecta; Diptera; Syrphidae.